Messenger RNA from Tribolium madens (black flour beetle), 1281 nucleotides. RefSeq names its product lipase 1-like. Bases 55 to 1272 code for a protein of 405 amino acids. The transcript has 6 exons. Gene Ontology annotation, molecular function: hydrolase activity, acting on ester bonds. Gene Ontology annotation, biological process: lipid metabolic process. NCBI's taxonomy places the organism in Eukaryota, Metazoa, Arthropoda, Insecta, Coleoptera, Tenebrionidae. The record is from RefSeq and is a predicted model, not a curated record.
ACCACGAGCAUUACUGAAAUAACAAAACCGAGCUUAUGACAUGUCAAACCGAAAAUGAAACCGAGCGCGAAUUUCUUAAUUUUUUACGGCGCGUUUUGUGUUUUACCAGUUUGUCGGUGCGAUUUUUGGGAAUAUUUCAUCGGGCCCCGGUUAUCGACGGCGAAUGGCAGCGAACGAGCGGCGCCAAAAGUUACGGAUCAGCUUGUGAGAAGUUACGGUUACCGUUUGGACACGCAUCUGGUGGCGUCACAGACGGGACAUAUUUUGACACUCCAUCGAAUACCAAGAGGUCGAAAGUCAGCGGGUACUAAACCCAGACCAGUUGCCUUCAUCCAUCACGGCUUAUUCGGCUGCUCGGAUAUGUGGCUUUCGAGAGGGCCCCACUUGGACCUACCCUACAUUUUGGCAGAUUCGGGCUACGACGUGUGGUUGUUUAACACGAGAGGAAACGUUUAUUCCCGCAAACAUAAAUUUCUAGAUCCGGAUCGCGAUGCCGAAUAUUGGAAUUUUGGAAUUGAAGAGAUGGGUUAUUACGAUUUGCCGGUCACUAUCGACUACAUUUUAAAUAUAACGAACCAGAAGGAUUUGUUUUAUUUGGGACACUCGAUAGGGAGCUCAACUGGAUUUAUUGCUUGCUCGUUACGGCCGGAGUAUAAUAACAAAAUUCGCCUGUUUAUCGCUUUAGGACCUUUAGCACACAUCAGGCAUCCGCUCAAUUUAUUGCAUAAGGGUUUGUUUUCGUUGCUAUCGCCGGCUUUGUCUCUGGUGGAGUCAAUGAGCAUCUACGAAAUCUGGCCGCGGCGACUCCAUGUAAGUAAACUCGUGGAAGCAGCUUGUGAAGACGGCUCUCCGUUGCAGAAAUUGUGCUUGAUGUUGAUUUUUUCCGUCGUUGGAGAGGACCCGAGUCAACUAAAUACAACAACGUUUCCUAAUUUCGUUCAGUAUUAUCCUGCUGGUACUUCCCUCAAAGUCGUGGCUAAUAUCGUAGAGUAUUACACGAGUGGUGAAUUUGCGAGGUAUACAACCGGUAAAACAGUUCCUUUUAUUUACGAUUUGGCUAAAGUCACGGCCCCGGUGGCUCUUUAUUACGGUCCUGGUGACUUGCUGGUGACUCAAGAAGACGUGGAUUAUUUGGGCCAACGUCUGGGGAAUGUGACUGGAAAGUUUAAAAUUCCUUAUAAACAUUUCAAUCACUUAGAUUUUGUGUUAGCUAAUAAUGCCCGAAGUUUUUUGUACAACGAUUUGUUACAUGUGAUGGAAAAGUAUAAAUAAAGCACUGAA